CAGCUGUACUAUCAACUUUGUUCUUAUCAUGUUCAGGCCUAGCUCUCUUCUCCACUAUAUUAAACACCAUAUUUCUCUAGCUUCAAUCCCCACCACUUGCAAACAUCUCCACCAUAUCCAGUAUGGCUCAAUCAUCCCCUCCAACUCCAACUCCAACUCUCAGUCCUAGUCCUAGUCCCACUUCAAUUAGAACAGUACUACUAACUCACCAAAACCCUCAUGAUCAAGCUAUAAAUCAACCCAUUCAUGAUCAUGAUCUCAAUGCUAUGAUCAUUUUGGCAGCCAUUUUCUGCGCUUUUGUUUGUGCCCUCGGCCUAAACUCCAUGCUGCAAUGCGUUUUUCAGUGCGCAAAUCGCUCCAUAACCGAACCAGUCCAAUGGGUGGUUUCACGUAGGCUCAACUCAGGUCUAAAGAAAAAGGAAAUGGUGGCUCUGCCAACUUCAACUUACUCGAACUCAUCAAGCCCUUCUCCAUCAGCAUCAGCAUCUCCAGGCUGUGCUAUUUGUCUCGUAGACUUCUCCGAUGGGGACAAGAUUCGAACGCUGCCGAAAUGCAACCAUCGGUUCCAUGUUGCCUGCAUUGACAAGUGGCUGCAGUCUCACUCUUCUUGCCCUACUUGCCGGCACCGGCUCAAGUCUUCCAGUGAUUCCAUGCUUUCUCUUUCUGAGAUUGUCACAACCUAGCUAGAGCUCAGAUUUAGUAGAGGUCUAAUCGAUUAGUAUUAUUUCGUUUUUAUCGAAUAUGUACUUUCUAUUCUCUAUUUCAGAUUCGUAGCCACUCUAAUAUCCUUCCUCGUCGAGUUUAGAAUGAGUAUUUUUGCAGCCUGCACCCAUGUAGUAUUAGUAGUAAUAUCCUGUAAUAGUAUAUAUGUUUGA
This is a messenger RNA of Argentina anserina (silverweed cinquefoil), 875 nucleotides long. Its product is annotated as RING-H2 finger protein ATL74-like. Gene Ontology annotation, biological process: protein ubiquitination. The record is from RefSeq and is a predicted model, not a curated record. Gene Ontology annotation, molecular function: transferase activity. The coding region runs from base 123 to 683 and encodes 186 amino acids. Lineage: Eukaryota; Viridiplantae; Streptophyta; Magnoliopsida; Rosales; Rosaceae. The transcript has a single exon.